Ceratotherium simum simum (southern white rhinoceros) is the source of this 1503-nucleotide messenger RNA. The record is from RefSeq and is a predicted model, not a curated record. Lineage: Eukaryota; Metazoa; Chordata; Mammalia; Perissodactyla; Rhinocerotidae.
UAGUCCUAGGCGCAGCCCAUCAUUAGGACGGGACAGCCGGGCCACUGUGGCAUUUUUUAGAAAGCUGAGAUGAUGGAAAGAAUAAGAAAAGAGAUGAUUCUGAUGGAGAGAGGGCUGCACAGCCCCACGGCCGGGAAGAGGUUCUCCAAUUUGUCGGACUCGGCUGGCAAUGCUGUGCUCGAGGCCCUGGAAAAUUCGCAGCACCCGGCUCGCCUCAGCCCGCGCCUGCCGUCCGCCCCCCUGCACGGCGCUCUGGGAGACCUCCCUGCCAAGGGCAAAUUCGAAAUAGACACUUUGUUCAACCUGCAGCACUCCGGCAGCGAAAGCACCGUCUCCUCCGAAAUCGCCUCCGCCGCCGAGGGCCGCAAAAAGCCGGGCCAUUAUUCAGAGGCGGCUGCCGAGGCGGACAUGAGCAGCGACGUGGAGGUGGGCUGCUCGGCGCUGCGCUCCCCUGGCGGCCUCGGCGCCGCGCCGCUUAAGGAAAACAAUGGCAAAGGGUACGUGGAGAGCGGCUCGGCCGGGGGUACCACGACGUCUGCGUCGGGGUCCGGCCUCGGCAGCCUGCAUGGAGGCGGUGGCGGCGGCGGCGGGAGCGCGGCCCUGGGCGGCUCUGGCUCUGGCGCCGAUCAGGUGCGGCGCUACCGCACGGCGUUCACCCGCGAGCAGAUCGCGCGCCUGGAGAAGGAGUUCUACCGGGAGAACUAUGUGUCGCGGCCCCGCCGGUGCGAGUUGGCCGCUGCGCUCAACCUGCCCGAAACUACCAUCAAGGUGUGGUUCCAGAACCGGCGCAUGAAGGACAAGCGGCAGCGCCUGGCCAUGUCGUGGCCGCACCCGGCCGACCCCAGCUUCUACACCUACAUGAUGACGCACGCGGCCGCCACCGGAAGCCUGCCCUACCCCUUCCACUCGCACGUGCCGCUGCACUACUACCCGCACGUGGGCGUCACGGCUGCGGCCGCAGCGGCCGCGGCCUCCGGCGCAGCGGCCGCGGCGUCGUCGCCCUUCGCCACUUCCAUCCGCCCGCUGGACACCUUCCGUGCCCUCUCGCACCCCUACUCGCGGCCCGAGCUGCUGUGCAGCUUCCGCCACCCGGGCCUCUACCAGACGCCCGCGGCCGCCGCGGGGCUCAACAGCGCGGGGGGCUCGGACUUCGGUUGCAGCACGGCGGCGCCGCGCUCCGAGAGCGGCUUCCUGCCCUACUCAGCCGCUGUGCUUAGCAAGACCGCCGUGAGCCCGCCGGACCAGAGGGACGAGGCGCCGCUCACCAGAUAACUACGUCGCCGCCGCCAGGGGGCCGUGCCCGCCACUCUGUGCCCGGGAGUCCCCGAGCGCCCCCCGCGCCCUCUGUGCGCCCACGUGCCCUCUGCGCACUGCCCGCUGCUAAAGCUGCCGCCAGGGGGCGCCCCGGCGCGGGAGGCCGAAGGGAACCUGUCCCGAAUUGGGGGGCGCGACGGCCCUGCGGGCGUCUCCCCAAAUUAUUUCUAUUUUUGUAUUUACUAUCCA